Messenger RNA from Spea bombifrons (plains spadefoot toad), 1999 nucleotides. RefSeq names its product solute carrier family 19 member 2 (gene SLC19A2). Gene Ontology annotation, molecular function: vitamin transmembrane transporter activity. The record is from RefSeq and is a predicted model, not a curated record. Gene Ontology annotation, biological process: vitamin transport; transmembrane transport. NCBI's taxonomy places the organism in Eukaryota, Metazoa, Chordata, Amphibia, Anura, Pelobatidae. The transcript is spliced from 6 exons. Bases 449 to 1903 code for a protein of 484 amino acids. Gene Ontology annotation, cellular component: plasma membrane.
UGCAAAAUACCAGCUAUUUCUAAAGGAAACAUACUAUAUGUCUAUCUAUUAUUCCAUUUAUGUUCACAGAUCAUGUAUUAUUAAUAAAGUUUUAACAGUAAAAAGAGGGCAGUGUCUGUGUGAAGCCUGUCAGUCCCGCAGCGCGUGCUAUGUUUGUUCGCAUCGUGACAUGAAGUGAAAUGACGCAGCGUGGCUCCAGCCCUCGUGAUCGUUUCAUUGAGGACCUCCUACGCUCGCUAUUCGCCGGGAGCGGGCGGUGUGUUCGUUGGCUGGUAUCUCCCCUCCUACCGGUGCGGCUUCAAACGCAUGGCGGAGGCUAUGCACGGGACAAUGACCUUGCUGUUUAGAGCAUGGAGCUAACGCGCUGCCGGGACUUUUUACAGGACUGCUGCGAAGGCUGCCCGCGUACUGCGUUUAUAGGCUGCCCUCCGCGUCCCGGUUGUUUACUAUGAAGCUGAGGGAGAAGGCUCGUUGUAGGAAAGCCAUGCCUAUGUGCGGGGCUGGGUAUGUGAUGCCCACCUUUCUCCUAUGUGCCUACGGGUUCUUCGCUAACCUCAGGCCGUCUGAGCCUUUCCUCACCGCGUUCCUGCUGGGGCCAGACAAGAACCUGACUGAGAGACAGGUCUACAAUGAAAUCUACCCCGUUUGGACGUAUUCAUACCUGGCGUUGCUAUUCCCUGUAUUCCUUGCUACAGACUAUCUCCGAUAUAAGCCAGUUAUUAUUUUGCAGGGUUUGAGCCUCAUUGUUACAUGGUUCAUGCUCCUGUAUGCACAAGGGACUUUGGCCAUUCAGUUCCUUGAAUUUUUCUAUGGUAUUUCAACUGCAACUGAUGUAGCUUAUUAUGCUUAUAUCUACAGUGUGGUCGACUCAAGCAUGUUUCAGAAAGUUACCAGCUAUUGUCGCAUUGCAACACUAACUGGUCUCACGGCUGGCUCUGUUAUGGGUCAGAUUCUUCUCUCAGUGGCCAACUGGUCUCUGUUUAGUUUGAACGUGAUUUCGUUAAUCAGCGUCUCUAUUGCAUUUUCUGCUGCAUGGUUUUUGCCAAUGCCAAAGAAAAGCCUUUUUUUCCAUCAAAACUCCAGUAGGGAAAUAAAUGUUACGGGACCUUCACACAAAGACUCUAUUAACAAUGGCGACUUGAGAUGCGGUUCAGAGUCUGAAGACAUUGAAGCACAGAUUCCGUUAAACAACGAAAACUCCCCAGCUGAUAAUCGGGUUGAAGAAAAUACCGUCAACUUACUAAUGGUACUAAGAAUACUUUGGAAUGAUUUUCUCAACUGCUAUUCCUCCCGCACACUGUUGUGUUGGUCCGUCUGGUGGGCCCUGUCAACAUGUGGUUACUGUCAAGUAGUGAACUAUGUUCAAGGAUUAUGGCAAAACCUUGCACCGCCUUCCCAUUCAGACUCCUACAAUGGAAUCGUGGAGGGCGCUUCUACACUGUUAGGAGCUGUUGCAGUUUUCGCUGUUGGUUUCAUCAAGAAAUCAUGGUCCACGUAUGGGGAGCUGGUUCUUGCUUUCUUCUCGUUGGCCAUCACUGUUUGCAUAUACAUCAUGGAUACUUUUCUCAGCAUUUGGGUGUGCUAUGCAUCAUAUGUUGUCUUCAGAAUUAUCUAUAUGCUCCUCAUCACUAUUGCAACAUUUCAGAUCGCAGCAAGCUUGAAUAUGGAGCGUUAUGCCCUUGUGUUUGGAGUAAACACAUUUGCUGCUUUGGUGUUACAAACUUUAAUGACUUUAAUCGUUGUGGAUUCCAGUGGCCUCGGAUUAGAUAUACCGAUGCAAUUUAUGGUUUAUGCUGGAUACUUCGCAGUCAUUUCUGUUAUCUUCUUUGUGAGUGGACUAUAUCAUCUUAUCAGUGACUGGCUAAGGAAAAGAGAAGCACCGGAGUCCUCGGGGGUUGGAUAAAUGGGCCAACAUCAAGAGGCAGAUGGGUUGAAGGAUCACGUUGGAAUAAUAUGUUCUUUGAAUAGUGCACUUAGAAUUAAAGCCUUAUUAAUACUG